Tuber melanosporum (Perigord truffle) is the source of this 563-nucleotide messenger RNA. RefSeq lists its product as uncharacterized. NCBI's taxonomy places the organism in Eukaryota, Fungi, Ascomycota, Pezizomycetes, Pezizales, Tuberaceae. The record is from RefSeq and is a predicted model, not a curated record. The coding region runs from base 129 to 320 and encodes 63 amino acids. The transcript has 3 exons.
CCCUCCCUCUUCUCGACAAGCCCCCUCCGCAGCCUUAUCAUAACCCCCUACCCACAACCACCAUCCAACAAACCUUCCGCCAACCAAACUACCUCAACCCUAAAACCCAAAUCUACAGAAACUCAACAAUGUCUCCCCUUUUUAUCCGCAACUUCUCCCAUCGCGCAAGCAGAAUCUAUAGAUCCCCUCGCACCAUUAUGAUGUACUCCUAUCUUGUUGCGGGCUUCUCCCUCCCUUUCGCCCUCCCCGUCGCCAAAAAACUCUCCGCACAGAACAACAACGGUGGUGGUGAUAUCUCUCUCUACCAUUGCUGCCGUUGAGCUCCGGAAAUUGAGUGGAGAAUGAAUGGGCAGAAUAUUAUAUGACGGAGGCGCAACGCAUGCAUUUUCGGACAGAGGAGUUUGGGAUUUUUUUUUUUUACAUGAUGUUUCUUUUGCCUUUACCUUUACAUUUCUGAACACCACGGAGGGGAGGUUUGGUACCGGUAUUCAAAUUACAGACGCGCGAACGAUAGAUUUGUAGCCGAGACUCGGCAAUACUAAUAUAGUCGACCAUUCACUCUA